Messenger RNA from Austrofundulus limnaeus, 4815 nucleotides. Its product is annotated as nck-associated protein 5. Gene Ontology annotation, biological process: microtubule depolymerization; microtubule bundle formation. Gene Ontology annotation, cellular component: microtubule plus-end. The record is from RefSeq and is a predicted model, not a curated record. Lineage: Eukaryota; Metazoa; Chordata; Actinopteri; Cyprinodontiformes; Rivulidae.
CAUGGAGGAGACGGUCCGGUCGCUGCUGCAGAACCAGGACUCACUGGAGGGGCCCAAAGUGGACCCACUGGACCUGAUGAAAGCCUACAAGGACAAACUCCUGGAGGAGAUGUGGAAGCAGCAGGACAGUCUGGGGGGUCCCACAGCAGCAGAGGAGACCGCAGGUCCACCACAGGCCGGUGGGGGGUCCGAGGAAAACCAGCUGGACCCCAACCCCCUGCUGGAGCGCCUUCAAGCUCUGGAGGCGGAGAACUCUGCUCUGUCCGUGGAGAACGACAACCAGAGGAAGCAGUACGAGCGCUGCCUGGACGAGGUGGCCAACCAGGUGGUCCAGGCCCUCCUCACACAAAAGGACCUGAAGGAGGAGUGUGUGAAGCUGMGGACUCGUGUGUUCGACUUGGAGCAGCAGAACCGGAUCCUGAGCGUUCUGUUCCAACAGCGUGUCAAAACAUCUGCCCCUCCGUUCAACCAGGAGGUCCAGAGGAAUGGAAAAGCAGGUAUCCCUGCAGGACGAUGGCCCAGUUUGUUGAGCCUGACUUGUCCACGUAGCAGCGGGAGUGGCAGCGAGCUGUCACUGUCCAGYGCCGGCAGCGAGUACUCCAGCGGCUCACACACUUGGGCAGACGGACGAGGCGUCUCCAAGCAGUGCUCCGCUGGUCGGGACAAGAGGAUGAGCACGGGCUCGGUGUCCAGUAAUCAUUCCGUUGAACAAACAGACCUCGGCUGGAAGGAGGGUCAUAUCCUUAAGGGUUUGAAACGUCUUCAGACAAAAAAGUCCAAAGAGGCGUCCUUACAUGCUUCUGUUUCACACUGCAAAGACUGCAUGAUUUCCAAUGAGGGCAUUUAUUCUCUUGGCGUCAAGUCCAACCAACAAGGAGCUGCAGCCAAGAAGGUAGCCCCUUCCAAGUCCGACGCAGGAAUGGCUACCUUGGAUUCCGAUGAUCCAGAUGAUGAAAAAUCCAAAUCGGUCGACAGGGAGUCCAGCGGUGAACCAACCAGAGAUCAUCUUUGUUUGGACAAACUAGAUUUUUCUAAGGUUGACGAGAAAAACUUUCAGGCGGACUCGGUCAGCCUUUCAGCAGAUUCUGGUCUCUUCCCCUCGCCAGACUCGGACAGUUUUUUGUUCCUGGACUGCUCAGCACUCAAACUUGGUGUGAGCCCGACUGACAGCCUGACACGCCUCGAGAAAACCGACAAGAACUCCAUGGAGGACCACAAAUCACCAGCAAUAAAGUUCAGCGACCGGAACAACAACCAAGAGCGGUCCACCGACCGUAAGUCUAGACUCGACUAUACCAAAAAGGAACAAGAGGGAUUUCCUGUAAAACCAACCGAAGCAAAUGAAGUGACCUCAUCAGUUCAGCACUCUGCAACCAGAGCGCUGAGCUGCAUGAAUGAAGCAAGACAACGCAGCUCUUCCAUGGAGGUUCCUCAAUGCAAGGACCAGACCAAAGGAAGUAAGGAGCAGGUUGUCACCGAAUCUCCGCAGAGGAGACCAAAACCUCAGUUCUGUGAUUCUGCAAGGACGGCUUUCAUCCUGCGAAGCAAGAGUGCAGAUGGAGGGCAAGAACAACUCAAGCAUGUCCACUCUCCCCUGCAUCAAAAGCUCAUAAAGGGUCAAAGACCCAAAGUACAGUCAGAACCGAAUCCUUCAGGGCUCAACGUUCAAGGCAAGAGGUCUAACCUCAAUAAUGCCAAUGGUUCAAGUAAAAGCGCCUUAAAUAAAAAUGAACAAAAUGAAGACCUUACAGCAGCAACAAGUUCCAAGUCUCUUGAAAAUGUGCAACAGCUGACUCCUGUCGUGUCCCCGGUGAAGCAAUCAAAGAUCAUUAAGUCUCCGGGCCUUAAGAGUCCAACAAAAUCCUCACAAGUCUCGAGCAGUGAUUCUGUGGAGGAGAGCAUCUACAACAACCUGCCCUGCUCACCACAAAAGCAGCGGCGCCAAGACCACCAGGGUGAYGCAACCCAACCGGAACACAAGUCCCCAUCUCCACCGUGGCCCCCAGGUCGAAGUACUUCCCUCCUCCUUCGAAGCAGCUCAGAGAAUUCAGCCAAGGAUCAAAAACCAGCAGGUCAGACUCAAAGCUCCACCACCGGUAAACCAGGAUCAACCAAAACCGAGUCUAGCGUAAUGAGGGAUCAACAUCCAGCACAGCAAAAAGGAUCUGAACUGAUAAAAGAUGUCCCUGCAAAGAUUUACCACACCUCUGUCUCAAAUGUCCCAAUUCAAGAAUCUCAAUCUGCAGAGUUUACAGACAGAAAUAGGAUGAGCUGUGAGGAAAACRGAGCUCCAUUCAUAUUGUCAAGUCAGAGGAUCCUGCAAAGAUCCCAACAGAGCGUCAGUGAGCCAAAACUGUCUGAGGUCCUACCUGCUGGGUUCCCGAAUGUUUCCUACCAAGAGAUCUCUUAUAAUCACCAGAUGUCUAGCUCGAACAUCUUGAAAAGGACACUUCCUGUAAAUGCAAAAUCUCACGAGGUGAUAGCCGGACAGGACUCAAGCACCUUCGUCAUAUUUGGAAGACAAAACAAAGAUGACAUCAGAAACCUCCAGACCUUUCAGACAUUUUCAUGUGAUCCCCAGGCGAUCCAUGACAGAGCUCGCAGGAAGAUAGAGACCCGCUGCAGCUCCCUGGAUUCUGACCCCAUUCAGCCAGUUGCACUGGAUGAUGGCGGGAUGUUGGAUUGGGGGCUGGACGAGCAAGGGUGGCUGUUCAAGCGGUCUGUGUCUGUGUCUACCAGACCUCUUCUCAAACCAGUGAUGGGCAUGAACGGGGCUAAGGCUCGCAGUCAGAGCUUUGGUGCUCGUUACAUGGACAGGCCGAGCUUCAAUCGAUCUGGAAAAGUCCGCACUCAGAUCAAAACCCACUCGGGAAGCUCUCUGAAUUCUCUCGGCGAUGUUCUUCCAGGGAGCAUGAGUUGCUCCAGUAGCUACCACUGUCCAAUGAACCGAUCCCUUUUAAACAACUUCCUGAUCGAAGAAGGACUGACGGUUCCCUCGCAACUGGGGUCCUCGAGCGAAAGACUUCAGAGUCUCAAACUUCAACGYGAGCAGGCUAGGCGGCUUCAAAUUGAGCAGCAGUUCUCAAGCGCCUUCGGGGAGCCGGUCUCCGAAGAACCAGAGAGACAAAGCACCAUUACCACCAUUGAGGAGAAGGUCAUGCUUGGAAUCGAGGAGAACCUGCACAAGUCUCAAGAACAAGAGAGGACUAACGAAGUCAAGCAAAAAUCCAGCUCGGGUCUGGCAAGUUGGUUUGGUUUUCGUAAGAGUAAGCUUCCUGCCAUGAGCAGCAGAAAGGCAGAUCCGCCAAAGGUCAAAGAGGAAAAGCGAGAGCAAAAGAUUACGUCUCUUCUGGGAGGGAAGAACACGAAGUCGGACAAAAAGAAGGAGAGAAGGAAAAGUGAUGGAAAAGACUGCUCGGCGGGAAGAAGAGAGUCUCACGAUGCGGUACGAGCUUGCAUCUCGAUGCCCUGCCCAGGAAUGUCUCUGAGCGAGAUACAAGGACACRCUAACAUCAUGGGAGACCAGCAGAUGCAGAUGAUGAACCGAAGACCCGAUGGUGAAAAUGGAUCCACAGCAAAGAGCCCUGCUCAGGACGCAGUGAUAGGCCUCGGCUGCACGAUGCGAACGUUGGACAGUGGAAUUGGGACCAUCCCUCUCCCAGAAUCCUGUUCCUUCUUCUCCUCCAUCCUGCACCUCCUCCCCAAGUCCUCCUCGACCCCAGAGCAGUCCCUCAGGCCCCGCAGCAUCCCCGGUUCCUCCGGCGGAGAUGCGUCUCCUUCCCCCUUACCUCGAUGGAGAGUCCCCUCCUCCGGCAGUCACGGCGGGGUGCUGAGCUCCCUGUCGGACUCCGCCGUGACCCACAUCCCAUCUGUGCCUUUCCCCACCGUGGCCUUCCUCCAGCCCCUCCAACCCUCCUCUGAACCGGCCAUGAGCUCUGCCGGUGCACGUGACACCCACAGCAGGGUGCACAGAACCCCGAAAGAAGAAAUGGAACCAAAGAAGUUGACCCACAUGAAAUCCAAACCCAGAACCACAGCGGGUCAACAGCAGGAACAGACCAGGCUUCAACUGGCAAACUAACCAGAAGCCGACCGGGUCGAGCCGAGGAGGCGGAUCGCAGCGAUCGGUCGGGAUUAUCCAGCUGUAAAAUAAAAUCCAACACUGUGAGGUCUGCGGAGCUGCAGGACCCGAGCUCUGCGUCGACAAACUGUACUUCCCUGCACCUGGACGAAAGCUCUAAAUGUUCAGAACCCGGUUCUGCUGCAGUUCUGCAGAACGUGCAUGUGGCUGCGCMGCUGCAGCACCRUCAGACCCGCCUGUAAUCCCAAACAGGAAGUAAUCCCAAACAGGAAGUAAAACCUUCAGCUGAGGGUUUGAGCUGCUGCAGCUUGAUCCGAGCUGCAAACAGAACCAGAGUUUACUGAUUAAACGGAUCGUUUCUCCUCAUGUGAACGGGUUUCAGUAGCAACAUGAGAGAGAAAAAAUACCUGUACAUAAUACCUGUCACUUUGAGAAACACAUUUAUAUUUAUUUUAAAUCGGUCAAUUAAAAACACCAAAUAAAUAUUUGUUUGUCAAUUAGCAUCAAUAAUCAAACAUUGUUGGUGCAAAACCAUCUGACUUUAAAGGUUAUGUAAUAAUAAAUGUACAACCUUUAUUUUGAAAAGCUAAACAGAACUGGAUAGACUGCAAAUGUCAUAAACUCAUUUAAAUUCCAGCUGAACGUAGUGUUCACAUCAAAUGUUAAAACUAAUUAAUUGUAUCAUUUUAAGUUUAAAAAUAAAACCUUUAAUGUUGGCAACACAUAUCUUUAAA